AUGUCUGCCGGCGAUAUGCAGGACGAGCAGCUCAAGGAGGCUCUCGUCACCUACGAGAAGCUCCAGGCCAUUGAGGAUGACUUUGAGGAUGUCGAGCUUGAGAUUCUCCGCCAGCAGGAUAAGCUCACCCGGGACCUCUACGUCCGCCGUCAGGAGGUCAUCGCCAAGAUCCCCCAGUUCUGGCCCCUCGUCUUCGAGCAGGCUCCUCCCGAUGUUGACGAGUACAUCCAGCCCAGCGACUCUGAGCUCCUCCUCCAGGCCCUCACCAACCUGACUGUCGAGCGCUUCGAGCUCCCCAAGGGCGACCCCCGCAGCAUCUCCCUCAAGUGGGAGUUCAAGGAGAACGACUGGUUCGAGGACAAGGUCAUUGAGAAGAAGUUCUGGUGGCGCUACCACAAGGACGGCUGGGCCGGCCUCGUCUCCGAGCCCGUCGACAUCAAGUGGAAGGAGGGCAAGGACCUGACCAACGGCAUGCUGAGCCUGGCCAAGAAGGUCUACGACGAGGAGAAGGCCGGCAAGACUGGCGAGACCGAGUCCUCCAAGAAGCUCCUCAAGCUCAUGGAGGAGACCGGCAUGGGCGGCGUCAGCUUCUUCUGCUGGUUCGGCUUCCGCGGCCGCAAGGUCACCCCCGAGGAGUCUGAGGAGGGCCGCAAGCUCGAGGAGGAGAAGCGCAAGGCCCGUAAGGAGGGCAAGCAGACUGAGGAUGAGGAUAUGGAUGAGGACGAUGAUGAUGAGGAUGAGUACGAGCACGAGAUCUUCCCCACUGCCGACGAUCUCGCCGUCUUCAUCGCCGAGGACCUGUGGCCCGGUGCCAUCAAGUACUUCACCAACGCCCAGGAGGAUGACGAUAUCCCCAGCGAUAUCGAAUUUGAGGAGAUGGACGAGGAUGACCUCGAGGAUGAUGACAACCACCAGAACAAGAAGCGCAAGGCUUAG
This is a messenger RNA of Fusarium keratoplasticum, 936 nucleotides long. RefSeq lists its product as uncharacterized. Lineage: Eukaryota; Fungi; Ascomycota; Sordariomycetes; Hypocreales; Nectriaceae. Gene Ontology annotation, molecular function: histone binding; chromatin binding. The transcript has 3 exons. Gene Ontology annotation, cellular component: nucleus; chromatin. The record is from RefSeq and is a predicted model, not a curated record. Gene Ontology annotation, biological process: nucleosome assembly. Bases 1 to 936 code for a protein of 311 amino acids.